Molecule: messenger RNA, 2218 nt
Organism: Microcebus murinus (gray mouse lemur)
Lineage: Eukaryota; Metazoa; Chordata; Mammalia; Primates; Cheirogaleidae
Gene: GSDME
Product: gasdermin E
Biological process (GO): programmed cell death
Cellular component (GO): cytoplasm
Source: RefSeq, a predicted model, not a curated record
GUCCCAGCGGGCCCGCCCUUCUCCCUUCUCCCUCCUCCCCGUCCGAGCGCCCGCCCGGCUCCGCCGACCCUGGACCCCGCGGGCGCAGGGCGCGAGCGCGCGACAGCCGGGCCGAGGGAGGCGCGCGGGUAAUCUGGAGCUUUCAAAAUGUUUGCCAAAGCCACAAGGAAUUUCCUUAGAGAAGUUGACAAUGGCGGCGACCUGAUCGCAGUGUCAAAUUUGAAUGACUCUGAUAAACUACAACUUCUAAGUCUGGUGACCAAAAAGAAGAGAUUCUGGUUCUGGCAACGACCCAAGUACCAGUUUUUAUCCAUCACCCUUGGAGACGUACUCGCAGAAGACCAAUUUCUGAGUCCAGUGGUCGUGGAGUCGGACUUUGUGAAAUACGAGGGCAAGUUUGAGAACCACGUGAGCGGGACCAUCGAGACAGCGCUGGGGAAGGUGAAGCUGAACCUGGGCGGCAGCGGCCUCGUGCAGAGUCAGUCUUCGUUUGGGACCCUGAGGAAGCAGGAGGUGGACUUGCAGCAGCUCAUCGGGGAUGCGGUGGAGAGAACGAUCAAUCUGAAAAACCCCAUUCUGCAGCAGGUGCUGGAGAGGAGGAACGAGGUCUUGUGCAUCGUGGUGCAGAAGAUCGUGACGACGCAGAAGUGUGCCAUCUCCGAGCACGUGCAGGUGGAGGAGAAGUGUGGUGGCAUGGUGGGCAUCCACACCAAGACCGUGCAGGUGUCAGCGACGGAGGAUGGCAACCUCGUCAAGGACACCAACGUGGUGCUGGAGAUCCCAGCCGCCACCACCAUCGCCUACGGUGUCAUCGAGUUAUACGUGAAACUGGAUGGCCAGUUUGAAUUUUGCCUCCUCCGAGGGAAACACGGUGGCUUUGAGCACAAGAGGAGAAUUGGGUCUGUCUGCCUGGAUCCCCUGGUCUUUCCAGACUUUGCAUUCGUGGACGUGCCAGAUGCUGGACACGGGACGUCUUCCCAGGAUGGGGUGUUCAGUGUUUUAAAACAAGCCACCCUGCUCUUGGAGAGGAAUUUCCAACCCUUUGUGGAGCUGCCAGAGUCGCAACAGACGGCAGUGAGCAGCGUCCUCCAGGCGGUCCUGUUCGAUGAGGAAUUACUCGUGGCCCUGGAACAAGUGUGUGAGGACGUGGUCAGUGGCCUCUCGCUCCCGCUGGCACUGCUGGCGGAGCUGACGCCCCCGCGGCAGCAGAACCUCACGACCUUCCUGCGGCUGGUGGGGUGCAGCGUGCAGGGGCCCGAGGAUGCGGUCAGCAAUCAGAGGCUCUUUGCAACGGCCUACUUCCUGGUCAGCGCUCUAGCAGAAAUGCCAGAUAAUGCAGUAGUUCUGCUGGGCACUUGCUGUAAACUCCAGAUUAUUCCUGCGGUGUGCCACUUGCUUCAGGCUCUGUCUGAUGAUGGAGUAUCUGAUCUUGAAGAUCCAACCUUGGCUCCGCUGAAAGAUACAGAAAGGUUUGGGAUUGUGCAGCGCUUGUUUGCCUUAGCGGACGUUCGCCUGGAGAGACUGCAGUCGUCCGUGAAAGCCAUCAUCCUGAAGGACCCUAACGUCUUCCCACUAAUUCUUUAUAUAACCUUGAAUGGGCUCUGUGCUCUAGGCAGAGGACAUUAGUAAUGUCAUAUGUGAAUUAGAAGUACAUGUUUUUACCCACAACUGAGUAUUUCUCAGAAUUGUUAAGAUACUACUAUUGGGUUUAGGUAAGAUGUACGUUAAAAAUUGAUCAAUGAAAUGAAUUGACAAAACAGUUAAGCAGUGACUUUCUGCAGUAUGAAUGGCCUCAGUUUAAACAGCUGCUUUCUCAUCAGAGGCCUCUGCUGUGCUGGUGACCAUGUCUAGGUUAGCUUCCAGCACCUAAAAAGCUGAGGGUUGAGAGUUUGUAGUGAAGGCUCAGAUCUGUUUUUCUACAGAAUAAUGGGGUCCAUCUAAAUUGUGAAUGCUGUGGGAAGGCAAUUUCUCUUCACAGAAGAGGUUAUGUUUUGGAUGUGAUAUGUUAUUUGCUUGAAAAUUAAUUAUAAAUACCACUAGAGUGUGUGUAUAUAUUCUCUCGAACAAAUUAUACUAAAAAAAAAUCUGGCAGCAACUAUACAAAAAAUAAGCAUCUUAUAUAUAAACUGGAAAGGAACAUGCAAAAGUGAAAGUAAUUGUGCUAAAAUGGUAGCACUGUGCCUUAUCUGGUUUUCUGAAAUAAAAUAAGAAAAACUGA